Molecule: messenger RNA, 562 nt
Organism: Thamnophis elegans (Western terrestrial garter snake)
Lineage: Eukaryota; Metazoa; Chordata; Lepidosauria; Squamata; Natricidae
Gene: EPSTI1
Product: epithelial stromal interaction 1
Exons: 6
Coding region: 92-562 (156 amino acids)
Source: RefSeq, a predicted model, not a curated record
GAAAAAAAAAGUGGCAGUUUGAAGAAGGAGAUGCCACUCGUUCUGACACCAGCUCCUUGGAUUUUGAAUACUGGUAUUUAGGGGCAAACGGAUGUCCAUUCAAAAGCCCCCAAAUUUGCUACUACCGUUGAUUCAAGAAGAGGUGAAGCCAACUAAAAACUCCAAGGAAAUUCAGAGGACUGGUUCGGGCGCCUACUUCGUCAUUCCUCCGAAUCCAGCAAAGCGGAAGGAGUUGCAAAGAAUUGCCAAUAAAGAACUAGAAAAUUGGACAAAAUGGAAGGCCAAGCAAAAACUCGGCCCAAUCAACCUGAAACCUCAGAAAUUAGGAGGAAGAGCCACGGAGCCUGAAGUCAGGGAAAAACAGCAAUUUGAGUACAUCCAAUCAAAAUACCAGCAAAAGCUAAAGAAAGAUGACUACGAGAGAAACAGGAGAGAGGCUGAAGAAGCUGAGAUUUUGAAAAAGAAAGCCAUCCAAAGAGACAAGGCUAAUAAACUUGAAGAAAAAAGAAAACAGCAAGAAUGGCAAAGGCAGCAGAUGCUCAGGGAAGACCACGCGGCGUAA